Molecule: messenger RNA, 4287 nt
Organism: Lagopus muta (rock ptarmigan)
Lineage: Eukaryota; Metazoa; Chordata; Aves; Galliformes; Phasianidae
Gene: C1H3orf38
Product: chromosome 1 C3orf38 homolog
Exons: 4
Coding region: 2481-3434 (317 amino acids)
Source: RefSeq, a predicted model, not a curated record
AAAUCAAAUGCAUGCAGGAGAAGGCCUUUACAAGUCUGUGGUUAAAAUACAUGUAGCUUGUCCCAUAAAACAUCUGUUUUACAUACAGGAAGGCCAAUACAAACAGUAAAUGCGCACGUUGUUUGAAUAUUAACAGAAGCAGAAUGAAACAAAUGCAGAGUGUGCAGAGGGGUAGACGUGCACUGCAGAGGAGAGUUUAAUUGAUGUUAUGCAAAUACAGGGAUCUUUCAGUUGUUGAUACGACUGAAGAGAACUUGAAAAGUUUUCCUGUUUUUUUGUUUUUUUUUUUUAAUGUUAUUUCUUUAUUUUUUAAAAAAGAAAUAAUGACAGAUGAAACCAAGGGAUGUGUGUCAAGUUAGGAAAAAGAGCAGGAAGAGCUUAUUUCACACAUGUGGUAUUACCUAAUGGUGGCAGGUCACAACUCAAUAUUGUAAUAUUACUUGCUGUCUAAAGAGAGGGAGAAAAUGUGCAUCAACUCAGCCUCAUAUACAGUACAAACGUAUCUAGCAACAUCUCUUGAGGAGAUAGUCUUUCCCAGAAGUUAGUGAAGGAACUAAAUUAAUGUUAAGCACUUUAUCCAGCAACUGACUGUUCAUAAAAACAAUCACAAAGUUUGUGAUGGUGAGAAUUUUGAGUCUUUCACCUGUCUAGAUCCCAAAGAAAGACGGGAUGUUUGGAAGCAUAAGAUGGACUGGAUGAUCUUUAUGUUCCAUUCCAAAUCAGUUUAUUUCAUUCUAUGAAACCAAAAAGAUGCUGUUACAGUUUUUGAUCUCCAGAGGUGUGGCAAACAUGCACAUUGUCUAAUUAAUGUGUUAAUUUAUCCUCUAAUAACUGUUUUACAAUAUCUUGCCAUAAAAGUUAUUUUUGAAGUCAUAUUCCGUGUUGUUAGCUGGAAAUAUUUGUGUGAUUAUGCUCACAGAAGGUCCAUUGAUGAAAAAUGGUGUGUACAAAUGAAAUCAGCACAGAAAUGUAGGACAGUGAAGGCCAACUGUUCCUGCUCAGCCAGUUUGCUUCCUGAAUAGCUCAUCACAACAUCUGUAUCACUUAGUAAGACGAUCGGCUUGCUUACAUUGAGAUGCAUACAAAUUAAUGAGUAAAAAAAAAAUGAGGUAAAUGAAAGAUUUGUUCAUUGUAGUAAUGGCUCACACUUGCAAUCUUAAGGGUUUCACUGUAAAAUAAGCUGUUAAAUAGUUCUGGAACUUAAUAGUUCAGUAAUGCCUCUGCUAAUAAUCCUCUGUGAAGUUGCAGAUAUUUGCAUUAAUUCUGCUUCCUUUUUCCUUCCUGAAAGGUAAAAAGAACACAAUCAGUUUUUGGGUUGGUUUUUUUUUUUGGUAAUUCUACUGGUUUGGCUUUUUUUUUUUUUUUGCCUUUCCUUUAUUUGUAUUAACAUGAAAGGGUAUAAAAUUAUGAUCACAGCUGUGUACAUUACAUUGAUAUCAAUGGCUGGCCCACUUUGAGAGAUCUUUAUGACAUUUGAGGCACCAAAGAAUUUUUUUUGCAUUUGCAGAAAAGUGGUUUAAAUGUGUCAUUCAUAUAUAUUGCAUACACACAGUCUAUGUAUAUUUACAUAUAUAAAUACAUUUAAAAACUUCAAACACGAGGGACUGUUAUCAGCAAAAUGCACUUUCACAUUUUUAUUUUUUUGCUUCAAGCUACCAACUACGAGUAAUUUUUAAGGACCCAGUUAGCAUCUUGAAUGUUCCCAGACUCCCCUUUCUUUGCUUAACAUCUGUUAAAUUUGCUAAAGUGUAUCUGGGGGGGGAAAAAAAGAUGAUUUUAAACUAUUGCAGUUUUUAAAAUCUGGGAACUCAAUCAAUAGAUGUGACAAAUGUUUGUGUAAAGUCCUUGAAGUGUACUUUGAAUCUUUGGUGCUUUUUACAUUUUCCUGGAGCUCCGUGUGUUUGCAUAUGCUUUAAAAACAUGACUGAAACUUGUAUUUUUUUUCUUUUGGUUUAAAGUGUGUAGAUAAAUGCAUCUAUGUACGUGCAUAAACUGUGACCAUAAUUUUUUGUACCUGUAUUAAACUCAUUUUUGUUCAAAGAUGCUUUUCUUGGACACCACCAUUUGUUUAUACCACGUGUUAAGAAUAUUCACAUGGGAGAACUGGAAGACUGAAUUCUUACAUAGCAAGCGAUCUUGUCUUUUGGGGAUCUGCUCUGUGAAUACGACUGCAAUGUCUGGUCGAGCAGCGAAAGCUUCGAGUUCACUCUGAACGUUAUUAGGCACCAGCCCCACUGCGAAUACGCAAGCCGCUUGCUAAAUUCAUUGCCGGCGGCUGGCCGAGGAGCCUGAGCUCUGCUUGGGAGCAGGGGCGGAACCUAAGUGCUGGCCGCUGUUUCCGCCCGGUUUCUGUGGCCCAACGGACGCUGCUCCGCAGGGGGUCUGCGUGGAGCCCCGUACGGGAAGUCGAUGUCGCUAGGGCGCGCCGUCGCUAGAGCUUCGGCCGGGGAGCGGCUCCAGCUCGGCGGCCGGGCCGGACGAUGGCAUCGCUGGGGCUGAGCGAGCGGGAGCAAGCCGGCUGCCGCGACAUACUGGAGUUGCUCGAGACCGAGGAGCUGAUGGCGCUGACGGACACCGUCACGAACCGUCUGAUACAUCCGGAGAACCGCCAAGAGGCCAUUCAGGCCAUCUUGAUUUACAGCCAAAGUGCAGAAGAACUUUUGAAACGAAGAAAAGUAUAUCGAGAAAUAAUUUUUAAGUAUUUGUCAGUACAAGGAAUUGCAGUGCCACCUUCCUCCGAGAAACAUCAACUCAUUGCCUGUGUAAGGCAGUACUGGGGUGGGAAGCUCACAUCAUGUGUCUCAGAAUCAGGGGACAGAGCAACACAUGCAGAGAGUCAUGAAAAGAGGCAGAAGUCACAGGAUGAUGUUCGUAAUCUAGGAGGAGAAUUCUGCCAAUGGUUCUUUGAACUCCUGAAUUCUCAGCAUCCUUUGGGAAUAAAAUCUGAAGAAACGUGGGGACCACAGCAUUUCUGGGAGAAUGCCAAAAUGAAGUUCUGUUACAACACAGUAGAAAAAAAUGUGGAAGAAUAUGAUGGUGCAGAAAUGGUGAGCCUUCGUCUGCUCUCAUUGGUUAAAGAAGAAUAUCUUCUAUUCAACCCUAACUUGACUGCUGAUGGACUGAAAUGUGCCAUGUCUCGACAUGGGUUAGUAUUGGUAGCAGUGGCUGGCACAGUACAUAGAAGCAAUGUCUGUUUGGGUAUCUUUGAACAAAUUUUUGGACUCAUUAGGUGUCCAAUUAGAGGGAAUACCUGGAAAAUAAAAAUUGUGGAUCUUAAAAUAGUUGGACAGAAUGCUCUGGAGCCUGGAAUGCAGAUCGAAAAACCCGCCAUCAAAUACGAGUCAAAUCAGCUGCAGGAGUGGUACGAUGGGAAAGAACUGGCAGCGCUCGAACCUCACAAAUAUGAAGCAACGCUUUCAAAAUUGGGUGACUGACUUACAGUGCUUAGUAGAAGAUUGAAAUGAUUGCAGCAAUGCGAUUUUGUCUCUUUCUUGAGUCAGAUUUGCUUGAUGACAAAUGGAAGUACAGAGUCUAAAGUAUUCAUACAGGUGAUGGUUGGGGCACCUUUUGGACAGCUAACAAACGUUUAAACAUAUUACUGUAGACUUUGUAACUAUAGUUGGGAAUGGAGUUACUUACAGAACGCAGGUACGUUUGAUUAUGGGAAGUUUUAUGUCAAGUUGGAUGACCUUGAGAUCACAAGCUGGGAGUUGCUUCUUUUCAGGAAACCAUUUUAAAGUCCUGUCUGAGUUAAAGAGGACGUCCUUCCCUCUGCCCUUUUGAAAUUGGGGCUGGUGAAUGUCUGGAUGGUCUUUUAAAAGUCCCAAGAAAACCAUCUGCUGAUUUGGGAAUUUUUGGAGGGAACGGGCAGAAUGAAGCAAAUGGAGAUGCUGCCUAUUAAUUCUGAAUGUGAUUUCUUUCCCAGCCUGUAGUAGUAGCUCACUGGGACGAUGCAGAGGUUAGCACUGUUGAAAUUUAUAUCCUUUAUUUUCUUUCGCUUUACAGUUCCACCGUUGAGAUGGUUUCCCAGGCAUCUGUAUCUAGCACUGCCUCUUUUGGAUCAAAUGGUUGAUGUUAUGACUUACAGACUUAGUGUCUGAAGCAAAUGCUUUGAUAAUUAUUUUGUAUAUACUUGCAACAGAGUUUCUAAUAUAAUAAUUGUAAUUUUUAUAUGUUUUCUCAAAAUUGGAAUUUCUGUCUAUCCUAGCUCCUUUAUUAUAUUGUCCAGACAAUGGGAAUUUACAAGUGGUGAUAUAAAAUAAAUAAAGGAUCUAAAUACUACUGAAA